GAUAAUCAAAUAAAAACUUUUUUUAUAUGUUCAAGGCACAGUUAGGUUUUUAUGUAGUUUCCUCGAUCAGCGUGAAAUUCCGUGUUGAUUAAAGGGAGAUCAGCUGUCAAAUUCGGAAAAAAUUAAAAUAAAACUUAAAAUCUUUUCUUACUUCCCUUACUUUGGGGCAACAUUUGUAUUACGAUGAAUACUAAAUCAAGUGAUAGCAACGCAUUCAUAAACUCUUCGCUUCAAACGAGUGCUGAUGGAAUCAAAUCACAAAAAUCCGCUAGCAGUGGUUCUGCUACUGGGAAUUUGCGCAAUAAAUGCGCUCUUAAGCCGGGCCACUCCCUUAUGGAUUGGAUACGUUUAGGUAAUUCAGGCGAAGAUUUAUCUGGUACACAAGGGCGCCUUACAACCGUUUCUAUGGAAGAGUUAUCUAAACAUAAUUCUAGAAAUGAUGCCUGGAUAGCUAUACGUGGUGUUGUCUAUAAUAUAACACGUUAUAUGGACUUUCAUCCUGGAGGUGUUGACGAAUUAAUGCGUGGUGUGGGGAAAGAUAGCACCCAGCUAUUUAGUGAGGUGCAUGCUUGGGUUAAUUAUCAACAAUUACUAAAUAAAUGUUGCAUUGGUCCUUUGAAAAAAAUUGUAAAAGUUCAGCCAGAUCUAAUAAAACAUUUGGAGGCUAAAAUCAGUUUAAAGGAAGGCGAAUUACUCCAAUUACCGAAAGCUAAGUUUGAGGUAGAACCACGUUUCGAUUGGAUACAAAAACUUAAUGAUCUUACAAUCUACGUGUAUACCAAACAAUUUUGCAAUCCUGGUUUUCUAAUCAAAAAGAUGAAUGGAGUUAACCAUGUGGAAAUAUGGAUAUUAACAGAAGCCGGAAUACAUAAAUUUCAAUACGAGCUACACGGUGGUGUAGAAUGGCCCCCUAAGGAUUUAAAGAUGUCUACAGAAAGCGGUAAGCUCGAGAUAAACUUCUGUAAAAGUGAACAGCAUAGAGAAUUGUGGCGAUCCUUAGGCACACACAAUAUUAAAAAACUAAUGAAAUCGUCUUGCGAAGAAGAAAUAUUCAUUGAUUUUCAAGUAAUUAAAAAUCAACAAUUCAAUCACGAUUCCCACGAACUUGUACUGCAAAAUAAACAUGCGAUAUUAAUAGUACCUGUAGGUUAUCAUGUGACAUUGGGUCUAAAUUGGGAAGCGCUUAAAAAGGAUUACACACCAGUACCUGCUAAAUAUUUAAGUUGCAUGGAAAAACGGGAAUUUUCUACUUUAAAUCUGUUAAUUAAAAAAUAUACACCGAGGCAGUAUUUCUCAUCGCGUUUAAGUGAACAAAUGGAAGACACUUGCCUUCAGAUUUCUAUGCCUAAAGGAAAUUUAAAAUUAUUAUCUCUAGCAAAACAUAGGAACCUUUGCCUUUUGGCUGCCGGUAGCGGGCUGACGCCGUUUCUGGGAAUGAUUGAACAUUUGUUAAAACGUCAAACGAAUCGCAUUGAACUACUCUAUUUAUUUUAUUUCAAUAAAACAUCCGAAGACAUUUGGUGUCAAAAAAUUCUGGAAGAAUCAUCUAAGGAAGAUGAACGUUUUAAAUUUGUAUCGAUGCUAAGCAGAGAUAGUGAUGGAUGGGAUGGCUUAAAGGGCCAAAUUUCAGAGAAUUUAUUGUUGCCGUUGGUGGAUAAAAGCUGCAGGAAUCCAAUUACUUAUAUAGCUGUCUGUGGUCCUAUAGGUUUCAAUGCAAAAGCAGAAGAAAUUGUUAAGUCAAUCGGUUUCUCUACAGAAAAUUUUUACGUUUUUCAGGGUUAGAAACAGUUUAUAAACUUUUCUAAUUAUAUUUAGGCUUAAAAUACGAUUUUGAAAGUUAAAGGAAAUUUGAACUUAAAUCCAACUAUAAAGGCAAAUCCUUGAAUCCGACAAACUGAUUUUCAGUAGAUUUUAGGAUCAAAAAAUUAUUGGUAGUUAAAACGCAAAAUUAACGGAAACUGGUAGAAUGCAUCAUAUUUAUAUUUUGCAACUGGUGAUCUUCAUUAUUUUUUUUUUUUUUCUUUUGGGUCCAAAGACAAUUCAUCACUGCUGCUCUGUCGCCUCUUGGCUAAUAUAUGUAUAUAAUGUUGCAGUGCAGACCGUAAAGUCAUUAAAUUGAAUUUCAAGAUUAUAUGCAAAAAUCUCCUACUGCACAGAAAUUGAAUAUGCGCGACAUUAAUAAUACGUGCCAUAAAUAGAUGCAACAAAGCUAAUAAAAUUUUGAUCCUAAUUCUCCUCUACGGGUAAUAAUUAAAAUUCGCCUAAACACUUUCCUUUUUCAAGGACCUUAUAGUGUACAAUUGUUACAUAACAAAUGACACAACAGAAAUAUUGUCAAAUAUCGAAAGAAA
Messenger RNA from Glossina fuscipes, 2351 nucleotides. Its product is annotated as cytochrome b5 reductase 4. Gene Ontology annotation, cellular component: endoplasmic reticulum. Gene Ontology annotation, molecular function: oxidoreductase activity; heme binding. Lineage: Eukaryota; Metazoa; Arthropoda; Insecta; Diptera; Glossinidae. Gene Ontology annotation, biological process: generation of precursor metabolites and energy; superoxide metabolic process. The transcript has 4 exons. Bases 184 to 1782 code for a protein of 532 amino acids. The record is from RefSeq and is a predicted model, not a curated record.